This is a messenger RNA of Owenia fusiformis, 1516 nucleotides long. The record is from the annotation of a GenBank genome assembly. Lineage: Eukaryota; Metazoa; Annelida; Polychaeta; Sabellida; Oweniidae.
UUCGUAUGCCUGUUUAAACAUAAGCGAUUUUCCCACGACAUCCUCGGCGCACGGUGUUUAUAAUCUACGUGUGCUUAGAACGAUGUCAUUUAUCAAGCGGCAUUCCGUCACACACUAUCACCCGUAGUCAUCGGGACAAGAGCACGCUAGCGCCACCAAUAGGCAUCAUCCUGAAUUAAGAACUUGUAGGAUUAAGAAAGCUGAACGUCACGAUAAGACAUGACGCCAGAAGAAGCCAUGGAAACAUUAGCAAGUGACAAAAGAAGUAAUAAGCCAAUGAUGGAGAAGAGACGUAGGGCACGAAUCAACGCCAGUCUAGCGGAACUAAAGGCACUUCUUAUCGAUUUCAUGAAAACAGAGGGGAGCCGUCAUUCGAAGAUGGAGAAGGCCGACAUCCUAGAGAUGACUGUACGACAUCUGCGUCAGCUGCAAAGGCAGCAAUAUUCCGGGAGCACAGAGCCUACACAAAUGGCCAAAUUUCACGCUGGCUACAACGAAUGUGCCAGCCAGUUGUCCAACGUUCUCUCCAACACAGGGAAUGGGGUCGACCUCGAACUAAGAACAAGACUUUUAACACAUUUAGCGAACACUAUCCAUGUUCAGAACUCAAGCUCUCACGAUGGUGACGUCCACUCGUCCAGUCCUCACCCUACCAUGCCACAUGUAAUGGAUCAUAUGAGCACUGUAAUGACAUCGCAGUCGUCACCUCCAUUAUCUGAACCACAUAUGAAGAUGAUCAAACUUGAUGAUGUUUCAAGUUCGCAAUAUCUCAGUCAAAGCCUGGAGGCAUCCAAUCCACAAAAGGAAACAGAUUCUUUAUUAAAGCAUAAAUAUCCUUCCAGGCGAGAACAACAUAAUGAACCAAAUGCGAGGUUCAAUGAACAAACCGUUCAGAAUAGCACCCUGGGUUACGUCCCAACGUUGGGUCCGUUACCAGCGCCACGUUUAUCCACACCUACACACCCAUUAGCCAUACAGACAAUGCCACAAGGAGUGCAAAUUAUGACCCCAGCUCAGAAUGGAAACUUGGCAAUUGUAAUUCCAAGCAAUUUUCUAAAUGGUACUAAUUGUCUCAGCAUACCCUUAUAUGCAACAUUUGCUAAUAGCGGCCCUAUUCAACACAGUAGCCCGAAACGGGCUGAUACCAUCGAGUUUGCUCCAAUGGACACUCAAGCAUCUAUCAGUGUACGAGAAAAUAAACUUGACGGUGGGAUCACUGUUAAAAAUAACACUGAUACAUCUGAUCAUAAUCAGCGAUUCCCUGCUCCUGCUGAUGUUGCGGGUAAAGCGUCUUAUGACAGCGACAUGUGGAGACCUUGGUAGGAUAACAGUGACAUAUAUAAUAUACUCAACCGCUGCUGACAGUUGCACUGCUGAAUUUAGAUAAUUAACUGGUAACUUUUUAAAUGUUCAACAACAUGUUCGAUUCGUUAUUUGAGUUUAACAUAGUAGCAAUACACAUAUUGCCCAUACUCUGUUUAUCAAAAAGAAAUGAUCGCGAUCCUAAGCAUCAAUU